Bicyclus anynana (squinting bush brown) is the source of this 3508-nucleotide messenger RNA. RefSeq names its product zinc finger protein 271. Gene Ontology annotation, biological process: regulation of transcription by RNA polymerase II. The transcript has 6 exons. Gene Ontology annotation, molecular function: zinc ion binding; DNA-binding transcription factor activity, RNA polymerase II-specific; RNA polymerase II cis-regulatory region sequence-specific DNA binding. Gene Ontology annotation, cellular component: nucleus. The coding region runs from base 350 to 2734 and encodes 794 amino acids. The record is from RefSeq and is a predicted model, not a curated record. NCBI's taxonomy places the organism in Eukaryota, Metazoa, Arthropoda, Insecta, Lepidoptera, Nymphalidae.
UGAUACGAUCGGCGUCUAAUUUAUUUUUUAUUAGUUGCGACGAUUUACUUGCUGUAGAUGUGCGGGCUGUCGUAGAUCGCUAUUUGUAAUCUUUGAUCGCUAUAUGAUAUUGAUAAUGAUCAUAAUGAUUAAUCUGUGGCAGUGAGGAUUUUCAGAAAUACAGAAAUAAAACUUUGUAAAAAAGUUAACUUGCAGUGAGGAUUUUCAUAGAAUAAUAAACUUUGUGAAAAUUGAAAUCAAUUUAGAAAGUCUUGUAUCUUACAUAAACUUAUAGUUUAUAAAUAUAGUGUGACCAAAGACCCGUGUCAGUUGAGGACUAUUGUAUUCAAGACGAAAAACUACACCAAAAAUGCAUUGCUGCGUGCCUUUCUGUGAAAAUACUUCAGACAAUGACAAUGGAAUUACUUUUCAUGGAUUACCCAGUGAAGGAAAUCUCCGUACUGCUUGGCUCAGAGCCCUCGGCACACAAGACCACCACCUGCCCGACCCUGCUGUGGUCUGCUCCCAGCACUUUAUAGAGGACGACUUUUAUGAAACAAUGAGUAGUGUGAGGCAGAUUCACUCUCAUGCUAUUCCUUCAACAGUGCAGGUCAGUUUAGUGUGCAUGAUAUGCCUGGACACUGACAGCAAGCUGUCUCUAAUGAGUAAACACAAGUUGGAGGAGGCAUAUGAACAGCUAACUGGACUGUCUUUGUGUGGCGGAGGGAACCUGAAGCAAACACUCUGUGUGCUGUGUGCUCAGAGAUUGAUUAACUUCAGUACAUUUAGAGACUUGUGCUUGAGAUCCCAUACACUGAUGACUGACUUAGUUGAACAACAUGAGUUUAUUACUUUACUACAUAAACAAUUGAUGAGCCAUGCUACAAAACAAUUGAAGUUUAAUUUGACACAAACCACAUUAGCAGCUGAUCACUGUGACUUGUACAUAGAUCACACUGAUGGAGAGGAACAGACAGCAGCAGAGGAAUCUGUAGUGGGAGAUGUUGCAGUUGUGGUGAAGAAUCAAAACAGUCCUGACUCCAUGUCCAGUGCUGAUAACUUGGAGUUGGUACAUGAAGAUGACAAUCAGAGAGACAAUUCCAACAGUGACUGUGCAUCUGAUGAUGAGUACUCUGACAUGAUCAUACAGUUGAAGUCUGAGCUACUAGAUGAAGCUACAACGGUAACAGCAGUCGCUCCACUGUCCGCGAGACUUGCGGCAAACAACGAUACCAAAGUGCAGGCCACUGAAGAAGCAGGUGUGACCCAGAAAAGCGAACAAAUCCUCGAGACUAACAUUGGCGGACUGGACAACAAACCAUCUCAGAGCGGCACCAAAAUAUACACAGAUAUAAAUAGAUAUACAAAUUGUGUAGUACAGUUAUAUGAUAUUUUCAAGAUACCUAAGAAACCUGUACUACAUGACAAUCCACGUGUGAAAACUCACACUGGCGCGAAACUUUAUUGUUGUGAAACAUGCAACUAUAAAUGUGCAGCAAAAAGUAAAUUAGUAAUACAUAUAAGAACCCAUACUGGUGAAAAGCCUUAUUCGUGUAAGAUAUGCCAUUAUAAAGGUGUAGUGAAACAUCAUUUAGUUCGUCACUUAAGAACCCACACAGGUGAAAAGCCUUAUUCCUGUGAGGUGUGCAAUUAUAAAUGUGCACAAAAAAGUGACUUGAAAAUACAUAAACGAAUCCACACUGGUGAAAAGCCUUAUUCUUGUGAAAUAUGCUUUUAUAAAUGUGCACAAAAAAGUUCAUUAUUAAUGCACAAACAAAUCCACACUGGUGAAAAGCCUUAUUCUUGUGAGAUAUGUAAUUAUAAAUGUACACAUAAAAGUUCAUUAUUAAUUCACACUAGAACCCACACUGGAGAAAAGCCUUAUUCUUGCGAGGUAUGCAAUUAUAAAGCUACAAUGAAAUCUCAUUUAGUAGAUCACUUAAGAACUCACACUGGAGAAAAGCCUUAUUCUUGCGAGAUAUGCAAUUAUAAAGCUGUAGCGAAACAUAAUUUAGUUCGUCACUUAAGAACCCACACUGGUGAAAAACCUUAUCCCUGUGAGCUGUGCAAUUAUAAAUGUGCACAAAAAAGUGACUUGAAAAUACAUAAAAGAAUACAUACUGGUGAAAAGCCUUAUUCUUGUGAAAUAUGCUUGUAUAAAUGUGCACAAAAAAGUUCAUUAUUAAUGCACAAACGAAUCCACACUGAUGAAAAGCCUUAUUCUUGUGACAUAUGCUCUUAUAAAUGUGCACAAAAAAGUGCUUUAUUAAAACACAAACAAAGUAAACAUCAACAUAAAUUAAGAACCCACACUGAUAAAAAGCCUUAUUGUUGUGAAAUAUGCAAUUUUAAAUGUGCACGUAAAAGUUGGUUACUAUCACAUAAAAGAACCCACACUGGUGAAAAGCCUUAUUCUUGUGAGAUAUGCAAUUAUAAAUGUGCACGUAAAAGUGGCUUGAAAAUACAUAAUAGAAGACAUACUGGUGAAAAGCCUUAUUCUUGUGAAAUAUGCUUUUAUAAAUGUACUCAAAAAAGUUCAUUAUUAUGUCACAUUAGAACCCACACUGGAGAAAAACCUUAUUCUUGCGAGGUAUGCAAUUAUAAAGCUACAACGAAAUCUCAUUUAGUAGAUCACUUAAGAACUCACACUGGAGAAAAGCCUUAUUCUUGUGAGAUUUGCAAUUAUAAAUGUGCACGUAAAAGUGGCUUGAAAAUACAUAAUAGAAGACAUACUGGUGAAAAGCCUUAUUCUUAAGAAAUAUGCUUUUAUAAAUGUACUCAAAAAAGUUCAUUAUUAUGUCACAUUAGAACCCACACUGGAGAAAAGCCUUAUUCUUGCGAGGUAUGCAAUUAUAAAGCUACAACGAAAUCUCAUUUAGUAGAUCACUUAAGAACUCACACUGGAGAAAAGCCUUAUUCUUGAGAUAUGCAAUUAUAAAUGUGCACAAAAAAGUGCAUUAUUAAGUCACAUUAGAACCCAUACUGGAGAAAAGCCUUAUUCUUGCGAGAUAUGUAAUUAUAAAUGUAUACAAAAAAAUUCAUUAACAAAGCACAUAAGAACCCACACUGGUGCAAAGCCUUAGCGCUCGUGUACGAUGCCGCCACAGCACCGCUACGCUGUGUAUGAUGAUAUAUCCAAUUUUGAAGAACCUCUGACAGUCAUUAACUGUCCUUUAACUAAAAAAACUCAUACGAGCAAACAGAACAAAUACUCCAAAUUCUAAGAUACGAUUUCUUACCGAUAUACAUAUAGAGGUGUAUCAAAGGCUGACUGCUAUGUAACUAGCCCAGUGGAUAUGACCUCUGCCUCCGAUUCCGGAAGGCGUGGGUUCGAAUCCGGUCCGGGACAUGCACCACUAACUUUUCAGUUGUGUGCAUUUUAACUAGUUCGGAUAGGUGCACUCACAAAAUUUACCGUAAUUAUAAUAUUUUUUAUUGUAUUUAUACUUUUUUUAUACCUUUGUUUGUGUUUGCCAAAUAAAAAUCUUUCUUCUUUUCUUCUCUUAAUUAAAAAAAAUGCGGGUUCCAA